UGUAACGGGCGUAGCUGGAUGCUGGAUCAUUCGUCAGGGUGGCUGCCACCUCGUUGCUCGUACGUAGUAAUAAGCAGCAACGAAAGCGCCCGAGAAGGAUUUCGCGGCGGGCUGGACCUAGAAGUAGAAGUAGGUGUAGGUGUAGGUGGAAAGCCUGAUGAUGAGUUUUAAUAGUUUUAAUAAUACUAAUUAUUAUUACAACUAUUAUUAUUGCUGUAGUAAUAAUAAUAUUAAUAAUAAUUAUUGUUGUUGUUGUUGUUAUUGUUGGGUUGACACAGACAGACAUAGACUACUUGUUUCUGGCCGGUGUUGAUGCUGCAAGUUAUUGAGCUCAGAGUGUAAUUUGCCCGCUGUAAUUUGCUGAUAAUCGAUUAUUGAUAGCAGGAUCUUGUGCCAAGUGUACUGUGAUUAUUUAUUUAUAUAUUUAUUUUUAAUUAUUUUUAUUUUAAUAAUGGGUAAUUAUGGUAUCAGUGGUAUUUGAGGUGAGUGAGAGUGAUUAAUUGAGAUGCAGUCGUGCCGAAGAGGAAUGGAGCUUACGAAGUGUCGGCGGCGGGAAUAAAGGCCGUGGCACACUAGUUUGAGGAAUGGCGUCGACGUGGCGUUGGAAAGAGCGGAAGCACUGCCAUAUCAUUUCGCUCGAGCCUUUGUUCUUUACAAAGGAAACCACAAAAAGGACUGCAGAGAAACGAAAGGAAAUUGUCGUCAGAGGUGCACGAAACCCAAGUCUGAGGAAGCGGCCAAGCGAAACGGCCCUGUAGCGACUACGGUUUUCGAAACUAAGAUUCUGGACCAGUGAGAAAGGACACUGAUAAAAGAUAAACAAAAGCUCAAAUUAAAGGUGAUUUAAGUUGUCUUGUAAAAAAAUAAAAAGAAAAAGAUUGACUGGCAAAGACGAAAGGGCUCACAAUGGGCCCGGUACUUCACGGUGUAUUCCACUGAGCGAUGCAAGUAGUUAGGGCCGAGGCCCUGCUAGUGAGCAUGUGGCUCACUAGAGAAUGAAGAAGCAAAACGUCCGGACCCUAUCGUUGAUCGUCUGCACGUUAACCUAUCUCCUUAUCGGCGCUGCGGUAUUUGACGUCCUCGAGUCCAAGACGGAAAACCGGCGCAAAGAAGCGUUAGACGCCAUCGAGAGAAUGGUCAAACGCAAGUAUAACAUAAGCGAAGACGACUUCAAAAUAAUGGAAACUGUCGUGCUGAAGACGGAACCACACAAGGCUGGCCAGCAGUGGAAAUUCGCCGGGGCAUUCUAUUAUGCCAUCACGGUCCUCACUACUAUCGGUUACGGGCACUCGACUCCAAAUACGAUAGGCGGUAAGCUGUUCACGAUGUGCUACGCGAUAAUCGGCAUCCCCUUGGGCCUCGUCAUGUUUCAAAGCAUCGGAGAGCGUGUAAAUAAAUUUUCAUCCCUCUUCAUACGCUACGUCAAACAAAAACUCGGCUGCGAGGACGUUCAGGCAUCGGAACUAAACCUGAUUUGUAUGGUGACAUUUUUCUCAAGUCUGACGGUAACGGGUGGCGCAGCUGCAUUCUCACAAUACGAGGGCUGGUCUUAUUUUGAUUCUGUGUAUUACUGCUUCAUAACACUGACAACGAUCGGCUUUGGCGACAUGGUCGCGCUACAAAAAGAUAACGCCCUCGACAAUAAACCCGAGUACGUUAUAUUCGCACUUGUAUUUAUUCUAUUUGGACUGGCGAUAGUUGCCGCCUCUCUCAACUUGCUCGUGUUGAGAUUUGUUACGAUGAACACUGAAGACGAGAGGCGAGACGAGGCCGAAGCGCUCCAGGCUGCGCAAGGAGCAGUCAGACUGGAGGGCGAUGUGAUAACCGCCAACGGCUCGAUACUCUCGGGGCAAAUAGGAAAUCAGGGAGACACGAUAUCGCUGGUAGACGAUGCGUCUGUAUGCAGUUGCAGGUGUACUGGUUUUUACAGGAAGCAACGGCGACCGCGGUUCACAGUACGGCGUUCGCCCGGCAAGAUCUCACAUCUGCUGCCUAUGCAGCAGUUUCCGGCCUCGAGUUUUAGGGAUGACAUUCGUCCGCCGCCUCUCACGCCGCUGCUCCAACUACCGCCAAUUUACCCGCACAGAGCCAGCAUCUGACGACCCCCAUCGGUUGAAACUAUGCCCACACCCGCUCACGUAAUACUGCAGUACCAAAUGACGCGACGAGCGUCUUUUUGAACACACACUUUAUCCAUUCCCUCUGCUCCCCUUACUACUCUACUCAUAUAUAUUUAAUAUAACUACAUCUACAUCUAUUAUAACACUACUAAUAUUAAUAAUAAUAAUAAUAAUAAUAAUAAUAAUAAUAAUAAAAUAACUAGUGCGAGAAUUAUAUUAAAUAUUAACGAACAAUUAUAAAUAUAUAUAAAUAUAUAAUUCAAAUGUGAUACGAAAAUAAAGUAUUGUUGGGAGAAUGGGACGUGUGUCGUUCCAGAUAAAUAUUUCUCAAUCGCGUGCCAUAAACUCUAGCCAAAUUCCAAAGUCUCGAUGAUGAUGAUGAUGAUGAUGAUCAUCAUCAAGGGAACUAACUUGUAGUACCAAUCGAACUAGUUUUGUCGAAACUAAUAAUCAUCUAUUACUAUUAUUAUAAACUUAUUGCCACAAAGAAAGAGAGUAAAUCUUGUUUAAUCUUACGACUAUUUCCUCGCUCAAAAUAUCGACUAGACACAAACGUUAAUGCGUUAAUCCGAUCCAUGUACUUCCUGUUAGACUCAGACCGAUGCGACUCCUCUCCUCAGUAGCCCCGUCUGUCCUAAAUCACGACAGAUUCCCGAGCCGGUGAUUCGGAGUGUCAUUCUCUAUUAAAUAUGUACAUCAGACUCCUGUUUAAUCAGUCGCGGACACCGAAGCUCGGAAUCUUGGUAAUCUUGUACAAAGAAAAACGAAAUAAAUUUAUUAUUGUUUUAUUAAUUAUUUAUUAUUAUUAUUUUAUUAUCGCAAGCAAGUGACCAUGUGUUCCGUAGUGCGAGAAAUAACAAAUGCAUAACAUAAUAUAUAUAUAAAUAUAUAUAAAUAAAUAUGAUAUUUAUAUAUUUACGUUCAAACUUUAAAGAGAAGUAAAAUUUUUCAUUAACAAUUUUGCAAUUUAUAUGUAUAUAUAAAUAUAAAUAAUAAAUACAAAAUAGUUUUAGGUGCUACGAGUUGAGGCGACUUUGUGCCUCGAUGUAAAUAUAAAUAAUAAUAAUAAGGGAUGAAAAUACAAUACAAUAAAAAAAAUAAUAAAAAGACACAACGCAGAUGCGGUGACGAAUAAAUUCCGAAUUUUACACUUCUUUAGUUUUAAGGGGUAAAUCAAUAGACUUUGUUGGUAAUAUGUCUCGUUGGCAAAAGUGUAUCUAAUUUAAUCAGAUGAUUUAAAUGUCGAUUUAAAUCACGCGACAAUGAUCCUUUGCGGCAAGACGUUGUAACAAAUAAAAUUUUGAAACGGGUCAAUCAAGUAUUUGAAAUAUUCCAAGAUCUACAUGUACAAAUAUAUAAAUAAUUAAAUUAAUAAUAAUCAUAAUUAUAUUAUUGAUAAUAUAUAUAUAUAUUUAAUCCUUGAUAUUAUUUUCUAAGCCUUGUAAAAAUCCAUAAAAUUAGCAGCUUAUUUUAAAUCUUUAUCUCUUACAUUUAAAUCGAUUUGAAUUUUAAAAGACAUUUGAUUAUUUAAUUAACGCUUGUAACUCUUAUCUAUCAUAAAAAAAAAUAAUUAUCAAUAAAUUUUAUCAAUGAGACAAAAGACAUUUCUAGAUGUUGAAACUAGGGUUGUACUGAUAGUGGAGUAAAGUGAUUAUACAUUUGCAAUUAAUUAAUUCGUAAUUAAUGUACCUCCUACACUUACAUAUAUUUUGACAUAGAUGUAUUAUGUUUAUCAUUGUGAUUAUAUAUUAUUGUACGCCAUUACAUUAUACUAUUUUAAGAAUAAUAAUAAUAAUAAUAAUUAUCAUUGGAACACUAGAUGUAAAACCGUCAACUUAAGACGACGGAGCUUAGUUAGAAAUGGGACACAAUUAGUGAUAUGAAGAUAAUGUGCUUUGCUGGUUACACGAGUACAAAUGGCUAUAAUAAUGAAUGAGAGUGAAGGGAUACGUAAGCGGAUUAUUAAUCUACUAUAGGAAUAUGUGAGCGACAUGUGAGCGAAUAUUUCUUAUAACGCGAGUUCGAAGCUCGUGCUCACAUUACGUAGAGUGUGAUUGUUAAUAAAAUUGUAAAUUUAAACAAAAAAAAUUGUAAUAUAAUUAUAAUAAUUAAUUUAUUAAUUAAUAAUAGUAAUAAUAAUAAUAAUAAUAAUAAUAAUAAUAAUAAAGCAAGAGAUGAAUCUUUUGCACCUUACGAAUUAACAGAUAUGGCCUUCGUAAAAUGUCAUGUCGCUGAUGAUCAGCUGAAUAAAUCUAUAAAAAUAAUUAUAGUAUUUAAUAAUUAAUUAAAUUAUUGAUAAUUGAUAAUAUAUAUCAUGCAUGAUAUAUACGCAUAUUUUACCUCUUAUUCUUCUUCUUCUUAAACUUAAAGUUAUUAAAAUAAUUCGAUUAUUCUUAUAUUAUUAUCCGGCUCUAUCUCGUUAACGAUUUUUCCAUAUUUAAAAUUCUAUAAUUAAAUAUUUCGCUUUGUUCUCCUCGCGAUUUUAUUAUAUCGCCGAUUAAUGUUUUAUAAUUUUAGCUGAACCAAUAAAUUUAUAUAUAAUUAUUAAAAAUUAAAUUAUAUAUGUAUAUAUAUAAAUCACGUAUCGAAGAAGAGUAAAUAAAUAUUAAAUAAAAAAAAAUGUCUGCGUUGCCAACGAAUUUUAGACCAAAUUUUCCAGCGUCGACUAGUGAGUUUAAGAUGUUAAGUGUAAAAAAUUUAAUAAAUUGGUUUACUAUAUUAUUAUUAUUAUUAUUAUUAUUAUUAUUAUUAUUAUUAUUAUUAUUAUUAUUAUUAUUAUUAUUAUUAUUAAUAAAUUAAAUUCGAUUUAUAAA
Molecule: messenger RNA, 4933 nt
Organism: Microplitis mediator
Lineage: Eukaryota; Metazoa; Arthropoda; Insecta; Hymenoptera; Braconidae
Gene: Task6
Product: two pore potassium channel protein sup-9
Exons: 8
Coding region: 996-2099 (367 amino acids)
Biological process (GO): stabilization of membrane potential; potassium ion transmembrane transport
Cellular component (GO): membrane
Molecular function (GO): potassium ion leak channel activity
Source: RefSeq, a predicted model, not a curated record